AUGCUAAUUCACAUCAACAUUGGCACUAUAGGUCAUGUGGAUCACGGAAAAACGACGCUAACCUCUGCUCUGACGAGGGUCAGUGCCUCACUGGGACUGGCCAAGUACAGAGAUUUCGAGUCCAUUGACAAGGCGCCCGAAGAGCAGCUACGCGGUGUCACCAUUAAUGCCAGCCAUGUGGAGUACUUUACGAAGAAGCGGCACUACGCCCACACCGACUGUCCGGGACAUCAGGAUUACGUGAAAAACAUGAUCUGCGGGACAUCACAGAUGGAUGGAGCCAUUCUAGUUGUGGCGGCCAGUGAAGGGCAAAUGCCCCAAACGCGAGAGCAUCUGAUGUUGAGCAAGCAAGUAGGCGUCGAUAAGGUGGUCGUCUACGUGAACAAGUGUGACCUAGUAGACGAUGAAAUCAAGGAGUUGGUGGAGAUGGAGAUUCGAGAUCUGCUCACUACGCUCAACUUUGACGGCGACAAUACUCCUUUUGUCUUUGGAUCUGCGCUCUUGGCACUGAGCGAAAAAGAGAGCGAACCGUCAGAGAAUGGAAUCAAGUCAAUCACCACUCUGCUGGACACUCUGGACAACUACAUUACUGUGCCUGAGCGAGACCUGUCGUCGUCAUUUUCAAUGUCAAUUGAAAGUAGUAUUUCGAUUCAGGGCAGAGGAACUGUGGUCAUUGGAACGCUGAACAGUGGUGAGGUGAAGAAGGGCGACCAGGCGGAGAUACUUGGCUGGGGCAAGAAGCUCAAGACGGUCGUCAGUGACAUUCAAAUGUUCGGUCGAGGAGUGCCCAAGUGCCGAGCAGGAGAUCACGUGGGACUGCUGUGUCGCGGCAUCAAACAGGCCACUCUGGAGCGAGGCAUGCUGAUCUGUCAGCCUGGUUCACUUAAUCUGGAGAAUCGAUUUGUCGCCGAUUUGUACUUGCGCUCCAAAGAGGAGGGUGGUCGCCCGAAGCCCAUCUCCAACAAGUUCAUACAGCAAAUCUUUUCGCAAACCUGGUCCGGUGGCUCUCGUAUUGACGUGCCCGAUGAGUUUGGCGGCAUUCUGAUGCCCGGUGAUCACGGCAAAGUGCACGUGACGCUGCAGUUUGGAAUGCCCCUCAAAAUUGGCCAAAAGUUCACCAUUCGCGAGAACAACAAGACUAUUGCGUCGGGAAUCAUCACCGAGUUCUUGCCCAAGCUGGGCGAAAGCGCCAUCAGCAACCUUGGUCUGCUUGACUUGCCAUAUGGCAAACUGACGGACGCAAAAAA
Molecule: messenger RNA, 1247 nt
Organism: Rhagoletis zephyria (snowberry fruit fly)
Lineage: Eukaryota; Metazoa; Arthropoda; Insecta; Diptera; Tephritidae
Source: RefSeq, a predicted model, not a curated record